AUGGGGGUGGCGGGGCUACAGUUGAACAACGACUUCCGGAACCUAUCCAAGGACUCCGGCUCGGAGUCCCUGCUGGCCCGCUUCCGUUUCCGGGCGGUGGCCUACUUCCUCGCCUGCGCCGUGGUCACCGGCGUGGCCAUCAUGACCGUGCUGCUGGUCUUGCUGCCCAGGCCGCGGCGCGACGCCCAAAGACCGCGCGCGCUGCUCUGCGUGCAGGAGGAGUGCUUCCUCGGAGGUAGCGUGAUGAGCCGCGCCCUUGACCUCAAUCGGGACCCCUGCGAGGACUUCUAUGCGUACGUCUGCGGGAGCUGGAAGCCCACCGCUCAUGGCACGCGUUCCGCGCUCGACGACAUCCGCCUCAGAACGCUGUCCAGGGCUGCACUCCUACUGGAGCAGCAGUACGGCAAGGACUUCAUCGGACAUGCUGCAAAGCUGUACCGCAGCUGCGUUGAAGCUAUACGCGGAAACCAAGACCACACAAUGAAGCUGAGGGCAUUCCUGCAAGAAAGGGGCUUGUUCUGGCCACGACCCGCGCCGGUCGACGUUACCACAGACCCGCUACUCGUACUCGUUGACCUGUCCCUGAAUUGGCGCCUGGACCUGUGGUUCUAUGUCGCAUUGGUGGCGACCCCCGGCAGUAACUCUGUGCACGUGCGCCUGCAGCCAGGGGUGGUUAACCAGGAUUGGGCCCGCUUCCUGUGGAUGCUGCGCCACGAAAGCCAGAUGAUGUACCUGGCUUAUCAGCAGGAGGCCUCCAAGCUGUUUACCAAGGAUGGAUUCGAAACGAUGACGCGGGACAUGAUGGAGCAGCUGGCGUCACUCGAGCUCCAGGUCGCGCAGCAACUCUCUGCAGGCAACAUGACGCUGCAGCCGCCUCGUGGACCACGGGACGGCAGGAAGCCGUGCGACCACAUGACGUGGCGUCACGCCGACUGCCUGACACCCGGAGUGAAACCCUCACGCUGGCUCGCUGUCCUGUCGAGUCAUGUCGGCGCCUCCGUGAACGAGAACACCACUGUGUCAGUGUGGAAUCCGCGAUUCGGUGAAUCGCUCGGCAAAAUUUUGUCGCUUAACCCGAUCAACCUCCUCCUGGACGUCAUUGGCUGGACCGUAGUUCAGAUGCUGGGCUGGGCCGCUCAUCCUCUGCUGGCGUACGUGCGUUUGGGGGGUGAGGUAGACACCCGGCACAGCACCCCACCUUUCUGCCUGGCCGCCACUGAGGCACUGCUCGGAGAGGCUGCUACGGCCACGCUGUUGGCCACGCACCUACCCGAAAGGUACAGGAGGCAGGUAAACGGAAUCUUGGAUUCUGUGGCCAAGAGCUUUUCCCAGAUGAUGCGAGCUUCAACGAGCGCCCUCAGCCUGAGUCACGACGGCGACGUAGAUCCGACGCACAACGUCACGCUCUCGCUGUGGCCCAAGACGGCGUCCAGGCUGCAGCUGGAACGAUCCUACGGUCCCAUGCCAGCGCCGCCUAGUUCCUCGUCGUUCCUGGACAACUGGCUUACACUGUCUCCCGCAGUUGCCAGCUUGGCCAAGACGGCAGCUCUCGCCGGUGGCUCACCGAUGGGACCGUUCGGCUUCAGACCAUUUGCCUGGCACCAUCGUUACGAGAACGGAGACGCCGCUGUAGUUUUGCCCUUGUGGAUCAUGUUCCCUCCCAUCUACGGGCCAGGACUACCACCUGGCAUGAUAUUCGGUGGCGCGGGCUCGUUGUACGCGACGCUGCUCGCCGAAGGCCUCCCUACUGCUCUCCUGGACAGCCUGGACAAGCGCAGCCACUACGCAUCGGCGCAGUGCUCGCACAAGCAGGACCCGUGGCUGCGACGCGCCAUCGGCAUCGAGGCCGCCUGGCGGGCGCUGCGAAGGGCGCCCUCCGUCGAGACCAGCGGCAGCGGAGGCCACCUGCUGGGCCUCGAGGACUUCUCCAGCGCCCACUUGUUCUUCCUGGCCGCUUGCCUCCAGCUUUGCGACGCUCCGCUGUCGAGGCGCGCGGAGUGUAACUUCGCGCUUCGCCAAUCGGACGCGUUCGCGAGCGUCUUCGCAUGCGCUGAGGGGUCAAACAUGAACCCCAAGGACAAGUGCAGGGCAUGGUGACCUGGCGUUCCAAACGGAGCACUGCCGUCUUCUUGCCACAAAUACGGACUCCGCCUGCUGUUCCUGCUAUCCAUUGACUGAAAUUAUACAUAUACAUACACAUUGCACUCUGCAUAUACAGGCACCUUUGUGUAGAAGGCACGUAACAUGAAUGUAGUAUGUUCUUAUGAAUGAUAAACCUUGAGAACAAUUUAACGCGACUUGCUUCCAUUAGUGUCGCCGGACACGUCGUUACGAACGUAGGUAACGUGCAUCUCCCAUGAGCUCUUGAACUUAAUGUGCGCGGGCGCAUCAACCGGUUCGCAGUCGAGAUAAGCAAUAGGCAGACGUUUAGAAUAUUGGUGGAAAAAGCAGGGAAGAGGUUGAUACGACCGGAUCCGUUACAGGCUUAGGCAUAUAUAUACAUUUUGACGAAGAGGAGAAAUAUUAAAGAGAUGUAUACAAAAAUUCUAGAAUAAGAAGCAUGUAUAGCAUGCCUGAGUAACUCACGCAGGCUAGGUGACUAUUUCUCACCGCCCUGUUCCAAAGGUUGGGCCAAUAAAUCAUCAUCAUCAUAUAACAUUUCAGAAAGAUAUGGCGAAGGGUUAGUUUGAUGGUACAAGAUGUGCGAAGAUCAGACCAGGGCAACAAGUGGGACGAAGAAAAGCACUCUUAUAUUCGUAUUUCUCCCUGACCUUGUCUACUUUCAUUGCUAUGGCGUGAUCAGCAUGUUGAAUAAAUACACUUGCUAUCUUCGG
Dermacentor andersoni is the source of this 2834-nucleotide messenger RNA. NCBI's taxonomy places the organism in Eukaryota, Metazoa, Arthropoda, Arachnida, Ixodida, Ixodidae. The record is from RefSeq and is a predicted model, not a curated record.